This is a messenger RNA of Nematolebias whitei (Rio pearlfish), 1624 nucleotides long. RefSeq names its product kynureninase (gene kynu). Gene Ontology annotation, biological process: NAD+ biosynthetic process. Gene Ontology annotation, molecular function: kynureninase activity; pyridoxal phosphate binding. The transcript is spliced from 14 exons. The coding region runs from base 28 to 1407 and encodes 459 amino acids. NCBI's taxonomy places the organism in Eukaryota, Metazoa, Chordata, Actinopteri, Cyprinodontiformes, Rivulidae. The record is from RefSeq and is a predicted model, not a curated record. Gene Ontology annotation, cellular component: cytoplasm.
CCUGGGAGUUUUCACCCACUGUCGACGAUGGACAACUUGGCCGGACUUCAUCCCAGAGAGGCCGUGGAGCGAGCGGCCACCUCGCUCGGCUGCAGUCCAACCUGUGCAGAGGUGGCUGAAUACUUUGACGAACACGACAAACUGAGGCAUCUCAGGGAGAACUUUCUGGUGCCCAAAGUGUCAGAUCUGCGUCCCUCUGAUCUCUCUGUGGUGGACGGAGGCAAAGACUGCAUCUACCUGUCGGGAAACUCUCUCGGACUUCAACCCAAAAUGGUUCAGAAGUAUCUGGAAGAAGAGCUGAACAACUGGGCCAGAAUGGGGGUCCAUGGUCACACAGAGGGGUCCAGACCGUGGGCGUGGGCUGAGAACACCAUCGAGAAGCUCAUGGCGAACCUUGUUGGAGCUACAACUGAGGAGGUGGCGCUGAUGAACGGCCUGACAGUAAAUCUUCACCUUCUAAUGCUUUCUUUCUACAAACCGACGACGAGUCGACACAAAAUCCUUCUGGAGGACAAGGCCUUCCCUUCAGAUCAUUACGCCGUCGAGUCUCAGAUCCGCCUGCGAGGAUUCGACCCUCAGCUCAGCAUGCUGCUGCUGUCUCCCAGACCGGGAGAAGAUACCCUCAGGACUGAGGACAUCCUGGAGGUGAUUCAGAAGGAGGGAGACAACAUUGCUGUGGUGAUGUUCAGCGGAGUUCAGUACUACACCGGCCAGCUGUUUGACAUGCACGCCAUCACUGAGGCUGGACACAAAAAGGGUUGUUUUGUAGGGUUCGACUGCGCCCACGCAGCAGGAAAUGUGGAGCUGAAGCUGCAUGACUGGGGCGUCGACUUCGCCUGCUGGUGCUCCUACAAGUAUAUAAACUCGGGUGCUGGUGGACUUGCUGGGGCGUUCGUUCAUGAAAAACAUAAAGACACCAUAAAGCCAACGUUGUUGGGAUGGUGGGGACAUGACCUGAAGACCCGCUUCCAGAUGACCAACAUGAUGGAGCUGCAGCCAGGAGUGAACGGGUUCAGGUUAUCAAACCAACCCAUUCUUCUAGUCUGCUCCCUACAGGCCAGCUUAGAGGUGUUUAACAUGACCAGCAUGCAGGCGCUGCGCAGCAAGUCCGUACUCCUGACGGGGUACCUGGAGUACCUGAUUAAACACUACUACGCGGAGGACCCGUCGAAGCCUCACGUGCACGUCAUCACACCCUCGGACCCUCAACAGAGAGGCUGCCAGCUGUCGCUCUCCUUCUCUGUCCCCAUCAGGAGGGUCUACGAGGAGCUGCAGAAGCGGGGGGUCGUCUGUGACAUGAGGGAGCCCAGCGUGCUGCGGAUUGCCCCAGUGCCGCUCUACAACUCCUUCAGAGAUGUCCAUCGGUUUGUCGACGCGCUGGGAGAAGCUCUCACAAGCAGCAGAUGAAGAGGACGCUCUUCUGUUAUCGAUGGGUGAAGACCUGCACGAAACCAAACCAAAUAAACGUUAGAAGCAUAAAAUAAUGUGACCCAGCAGAUCGACGUGAGGAUUAUUUCACAAAGUGGUAUGUUGCGAUACCGGCAGCCAUAUUGCAUUAGUUGAAAAACAUGGAUUUGGUGAAGAUAUGAUGAAUAAAUACGUCAUCUAUAGGUCUCGAGUGAAA